Molecule: messenger RNA, 441 nt
Organism: Durusdinium trenchii
Lineage: Eukaryota; Dinophyceae; Suessiales; Symbiodiniaceae
Source: the annotation of a GenBank genome assembly
AUGGCCAGCCCAGAUGAAGAGGAUGUGAGUGGACUCGCCGCUCUGUGGUUGCAAUCGUCUGCCAUUCGCAAAGGCUCUAUGCAACGCAAGUCCCUGCUGCAGUGGCAGGAUCCGAAGAAGAGCGGCCACAUAAAUUUUGAGUCCUUGGUUCUGAAUGCCAAGGUCAUUGAGGUUUGUGUGCACUAUUGGUGCCCCAAAACUGACGGCGUCCCCAAAACCAUGAACAUCGAUGAUCUGAAAUUUGAGGUCCGGCAGUUUCGAGCAGAUCUGAACCUUUCAACGCGACCGGCCCUAGUGCACUGUGAGGCAGGUGCCCUGAAGGCCUUUAUGUCCCUGAUUGUGCGGCGGCAUUACACCGUCCGUCACCGGGUGGCUCAACUAAAGAAAUUGACAUGUUUGUUGAUCUUUUUUGGGGGGAUGUUUGGGGCACAGAAUGCUUGA